AUGAAGGAAAGAGUCGCUGCAGAAGGACGGCGGGCCACGCCCUGCGGCCGGGCGAGGAGUCCCCGGCCCAACCCCCAAGACCCCCUCGUCCCUGCUGCACACCUGCGGCCGGCGGCCCGCCGCUCCUCCACCCCGCGGGCUCCCGGGGGGCCCCUGCCACGAGGAGGGCCACGUCCCGCCCCUCCCACCCCUCCCACCCCCGGCGCGCCUGCAGAGAGCCGACUCACUCGCGUGCUUUCUGCAGCCCCGUCCGCACGGCCAUCAGCCCGCGGCGCGCCCCGGCCGGCUCGGCGGUCACUUCCUGCUUCCCUCCGCACACGUGUCCCUCCGGCGCCCGGCCCCUCCUCGCAGGGCUGUCCCCGCCCGCGCGGGCGCGCACGCCCCGCCGUCAACUCUGCGGUUCACCGUCCGCCGCCGGCUCGGGGAGCGCCCGCGCGGGCGGGCCGAACAGGCCACCUGCGCUCCGUGCUGGCCGCCUCCGAGCGCAGGCAGCCCUGGGUCCCUUUAGAGCCUACAGGCAUCGCCUGGGUCCUGGCUGACAACAGUCUCCCGAGAGCAGCCAAGCUCAGGCCCCUACAGGACACGGGUCCUGGGAUGGAGCGUGCAUACCAGGUGGAGAGGGAGGCUGAGCGACAGCUAGCUGCCCGGAAUCUGCUGGGUGGCCCCGAACCCGCUCUGCGAAACCAAGGGAAGCAGCGCGCGUCUGCGCCACGAGACUCCGGAGGUCCACCCCACUUGGAACACCCGCCGGCCCGGCGCGAGGGUCCCCGCGCCACCCGGGGCUCCGGCCAGCUCUGCCCGCCGCCGCGGUCGGUCCGAGCCGCGCAGCCACCCGCGCGCACCCGCUCGCACGGCCGCUCGCGCCCGGAGCCCCAGGCGGUGAAUUGGCGCCGGGGUCUGCUGGCCGGCGGACAGCAGGCGACACUGGGGACAGCGGGGCCGGGAGUCCGGUGCACCGACCGACCGAGGACGCCGACCAAGCUGCUGCGCGCCCGGGUGCCGGGCGACUGGGAGCAGGCACUGGGCACAGGGAGCCGGCCAAGGACCGCAGCGGGCAUGGAAGGUUCCCGGGAAAACAGCUUGCCGGAUCUGGAGCCGCUGGGUGGCAAGGUGCCCUGCCGCGAGCCACCCUAG
Molecule: messenger RNA, 1134 nt
Organism: Echinops telfairi (small Madagascar hedgehog)
Lineage: Eukaryota; Metazoa; Chordata; Mammalia; Afrosoricida; Tenrecidae
Product: translation initiation factor IF-2-like
Exons: 5
Coding region: 1-1134 (377 amino acids)
Source: RefSeq, a predicted model, not a curated record